Molecule: messenger RNA, 1165 nt
Organism: Caenorhabditis auriculariae
Lineage: Eukaryota; Metazoa; Nematoda; Chromadorea; Rhabditida; Rhabditidae
Source: the annotation of a GenBank genome assembly
AUGAAGCGGUGGUUGAUUGGCGGCAGAAUGGCCCCAGGAUAUUGUUACCAAGAGGCAUCUCCUGCCUCGCGUCAUCAGAUUCCGCUCGAUUUCCUCUCGCCGUUUCCGGCCCUCCGAAAUGGUCCGACCCAUCCUUCCGUCACCAUCCACACGUUCCGAAUCCUUUUUGGGUGGGACAUUCAAGAAACAAACUUUCGUUAAGAGCAUGAUUAACCCAAGUCUAGAGGUUUUCACGUUUUGGACUCAAAACUUCAAACUGACUUCCAAAUACAUAAAAAAAAACUCAAGAAGAAGAGUAAGCAUUAUAUAAAGAUCAACCGAAAUACGGAAAAUUGGACAUAAAUAAUAUUACAUAAGAAGUUUUUACUUGAAAAAUCGUACAAAUUGAAGGCGCCUCAAGCCAAGUCCAGUCUAGUUUUAAUUUAUUGAUUUAGAAUGUACAAUGAGGACUACUCGAACGUUUUUUUGUUAAACCAUUCAGGAUUUCUCAUUUACAGAUCGCAAUGAAUAAAUAAAUAUUCGUAAAUAUUUACAGAUCGUCAAUAAACUCGUUAAGAAAAUUUUUCUUUCCUUACUUUAUUUUGAAGCUAAAUUGAAUUCAAUGAAAAAUAAGGCGAAAGAUGUUUAAAGAAUUGUGAUAAUUGAACAUUUUUUCUCGUUAUUUUGAAAUAUUCUUAACUUUUUGAAGAUGGCCCUUUGGAAUUUCAAUAAUUCUGAGUUGGAAAAAAAAAAGUUGAAAGCCAGGAUUAACAAAUUCUUGUCCAACUUUUGUUUUACAAUAAAGUUUUCAAACCGAACUUUCAAACUAAUAAAGUCGUAGUUUUGAAAACAUUAAGUUGAAGCUGUUAUUUAUAAAAACCAACUUGUGAAAAAAAUAUAAGAAAAACUGCAGAAAAAAACCUCUUUGUUGACUUCUUCAAGAAGAUAUCGACUCAAAAGAACUCGGACAAGAAGAGAGAAUUUUCGCGAUUGUAUGUCAUUUGCAUGAUUAUACCCCAUAAUCAAAGAUAAUGCAGCUUUUGCUAAUGGCGAGUUUGCGGAGAAAAGGAAAAGAAAAGAAGGGAAAAUCCGAGCGGAUAACGAGGAGUUGAGCGUUGAAGUAGGAGAAAUCCGUGGAGAAGGAGCGGAAAAAGGAGAGAAGCAAGGGUCGGAGGAAAAAAAAUAG